AUGCCCACUGCCCCAGGAACCAAUCGCUCGUAUUCUCCUAGAGAUGCCAUUACCAGCCUGAUGAUGCUUUUUCCCAAUCUUCGCAGCACCUCUUUCUUCAAUGUCAUACUCGACAAAUUACCCAUACACCCAGGGGCAUGUAGCCAUGUGAAAGAGGUCAAGCUAUUGUUUUGCAGUGCUUCCGUCAUGGGCAUGAACACGUUCAUGAGUCAUUUUUUGCAUCUUGAUACACUGCAAAUAUCCUGGCCUGAGCUGAUGCUCCCUCCCAUCUACUUCUAUAAGGCCAAACUCAUUGAGCGCAUCAAUGCUGGGUGUUUAUCCGCAUUUUUAAAAAACGUGGGAGAUACUUUACACGAGUUUUCAGCUAUCAACAAUGAUUGGCCCACUCCCGACGAAUCCCAAUUCACGAAAUUGACCUGGAUAUUAACCUCACUGUUUCCAGACAUACGCAUAGAUGUCCGUGUCCGACGGUCCACUGUUAUAGUCCCUGGACAUGAAGGAACCUUCUCUGAAAUGUCUUUGCAAGACUUGCCUGCACCCUUCCUUCGCCUACUUCGGGUACGACUGAUUGUCACCAAGAAGGAGAGGAAAUUUUAUGAUAGCAGCUAUACGGAAACUACCGUAAAAGUUAUUGAACUGUACACCUAUCAUUCUGGAUCAUGUUCUUCACAAAACUGA
Molecule: messenger RNA, 678 nt
Organism: Desarmillaria tabescens
Lineage: Eukaryota; Fungi; Basidiomycota; Agaricomycetes; Agaricales; Physalacriaceae
Exons: 3
Coding region: 1-678 (225 amino acids)
Source: RefSeq, a predicted model, not a curated record